Penicillium manginii is the source of this 1596-nucleotide messenger RNA. RefSeq names its product Zn(II)2Cys6 transcription factor domain-containing protein. The record is from RefSeq and is a predicted model, not a curated record. The coding region runs from base 1 to 1596 and encodes 531 amino acids. Gene Ontology annotation, biological process: regulation of DNA-templated transcription. The transcript is spliced from 3 exons. Gene Ontology annotation, molecular function: DNA-binding transcription factor activity, RNA polymerase II-specific; zinc ion binding. NCBI's taxonomy places the organism in Eukaryota, Fungi, Ascomycota, Eurotiomycetes, Eurotiales, Aspergillaceae.
AUGCCGGGCGUACCAACAGGAAGGGCCUGUGAUGCCUGCCGUAAACAAAAGAAAAAGUGUGAUGAAAAGCAACCCGCCUGUGCUCGCUGUCUACGCCUAAAGAUCCCCUGCGUUGGAUCAGGCAAGUUGCGAUUCAAAUUCCAAGAAGAAAAGCAGUACUCCACGCGCGUGAAAAAACAGCUCGCGCUCUCCAGCUCCAAUGGAGACUCCGGAAGUCUACCUAAUACUUCCUGCGAAUCUCGAUACCAGUCUUCGCCUGUAAAGGAAUCCGCCGCUACCGAAAAACAAAUAUUACAAUUAUUGUCUCGCAAACAGAGACAUCCAGAUAAGGUCCAACUAAUGCCCCCAGAGUCCCCACAGUCCGUGCCUCAUAGCGAUAUCUCCUCCUUGGCCGGCGGGUUUAUCAUGACUAUUAAGCGAACCACCGACCUACGCUAUAACCUCUGGUGGUCAUUCGGCUUAUGGCUUGAAGAUAUACCCCGACGGCUUGGGACUAAUGAGGCGCUUGACCGUGCGGUGGAUACCCUGACAACCGCGCACUCUAAUUUUUCAUGUAACCGGGGCCCCUCGGUGGAGGCGCUAUCCAAGCACUCGCGUGCUCUCCGCACGCUAAGCGUGUACCUAGACGACAGGGUCCAUGCACAGUCAUCCAGCACGCUUUCUGCCGUGAUGAUCCUGUUGAUCUGCCAGUUAUUCUUAGGACCCUCGAAUCGAAAGUUCUCGGGCCAUGCGGAGGGUGCGGCGGCUAUUCUCAAAGCACGGAAGGACUUUGGUCCCCGUGAUGCGUUUGAGGCGAAGUUAUUUCUAUCAAUGCGCGGCAGUGUGCUCUUCGAAGGCAUCUUCAACGACAGAAUAAACCUUACCCCAGAAGAAUGGGACAACCUAGUCCGAAACGACUACGACAGCAGCACUCCAGAGGGCCAAAUGCUCCUAAACCUCUCAAAGGCCCCAAACCUAAUGCGGCGCGGCCGCGAAGCCCUCCGCACAGCCACAGACACAACCUCCCUCCGCGACGAAGUCUGGUCAAUAUACCAAGACUGCAAAACAAACCUAAGCACAAUGAAGCACCGCUCCGUCGAAAAUGACCUCUCAGAGCUCUACAAGACCGCCAGUCCCGCCGGCCGAAAAUUCAUCCUGGAAUUCGGCUUCGCGCAUUAUCAGCGUACGUAUGGGAUUGGUCUUGCUUGCACGCUUGUGUUUAAUUGUAUUCUUUCUGCGCUGGAUGCGUAUGGGAGCCGGCGCGAGUCCGGCCAGGGCGGUGGUGCUGGUGGUGGAAUAACCGAGUUCGACGCAACGUAUCUGUCAGAGGAGGUGCUUGCUCUGGCGAAACGAUCGGUAAUUUGGAAGCCUAUCGGGGCGGCUUAUAUUGUUGUCUGCGUUAGUUCGGCGUGGGCGGCGACGUCUGAUCCGGUCUUGAGGGCGAAGUUGUUUGCCGUUGCGAUUGAUUUUAAUAAUGAUUUUCAUGUGAGAGAUGCGCGCGUUUUUGAGAGGGAGAUGUUGCAUACGACGGAGCAUUUGCGGCUUGGGGCGUCGUUUCAGUCGUGUGCGUUUUUAGAGGAUUCGAGUCCUUCUACUAGUAGUACGCAGCUGGUUUGA